CCUCCUCCUCCUCCUCCUACUCCAAACACACAACAACAACCACCGCCACAAACUCGCUGCUGCUCCUCCGAAACGCCCAGAUUGCAAACCACAGAGCUGCCUGCAACAGAGAGAGGGAGAAAAGGAGAGAGGGAAAAGGAGGAGGAAGCAAAAGAGCGGAGAGCAGCUGCAGCCAGCUUUCACAGGCAGAAACGACUGCACAUUGCACAGGCUGUGUCUGCCAGAAGGAGGUCGAUACGAAACUUGGGGAUUUUGCUUAACUUCAUUUUCAGGUCGUUUUCUUGUACGGUUCUAUCGUCUCGCCAGAACUACAAAGUAACUCGGUGUUGGCGAUUCGGCCUUCUGUUCAUUGAGAAAAAAAAAAAAGAGGAAAUACUCCUUGUGUUUUUCUUCUUUUAGGAAGAGAGGGGAAAACGAAAAAGAAGGAAAAAAAUACCUUUCGCCCUUAACCCGGAGUGUUUUUACUUAAUUGAAUCUAUCGGAGGUUUCUUCGCUUUGGAUUUUCUUUUCAUUUCUAUUUUUUCCCCUUCUGAUGGCUUGCAAGUUGGACUGAAGCAGAGUUUGGAAAGCAAAAGUUUGUUUUAGGGCUGGAUUUAUUUGCAAACCACAGGAAGAAGAAAAUACAAGGGAGAGAGGGGUUGGUGCAGAGCCGCGAUCACGGAGUUCAGAUGUGUUCUAAGCCUGCUGGAGUGAUCACCCUUCAGAAUCCUGAUGGAGACAAGAGCUCAGAAUGGCAGUGGGUCCCAGCCCUUGUUACAGGCUCCCCGUGACAGUGGCAGGCAGCAUGGGGAGCCUGACCUGAGAGAUGCUCUCACACAGCAGGUUCACGUGUUGUCACUGGACCAGAUUAGGGCCAUCCGAAACACAAAUGAAUAUACUGAGGGACCUACAGUAGCUCCAAGACCUGGGGUCAAACCUGCCCCUCGACCCACCACUCAACACAAAAAUGAAAGACUCCACGGAUUAACUGAGCACCGUCAGUUUAGCCGGGUCCAGCAUUCACAGACACAUUCUUUUGUUCGAGCACCUCUGUCUCGAUCCAUUAGCACUGUGAGCACAGGAUCCAGAAGCAGUACAAGGACAAGUACCAGUAGCAAUUCCUCCGAACAAAGACUUUUAGGAUCAUCCUUUUCUUCUUCAGGGCUAGUUGCUGAUGGGAUAAUCCGGGUGCAGCCCAAAUCUGAGCUCAAGCCAGGUGAACUGAAGCCCUUGAGCAAGGAAGACUUGGGUCUGCAUGCUUACAGGUGUGAGGAUUGUGGGAAGUGUAAGUGUAAGGAGUGCACCUAUCCAAGGCCUCUGCCAUCAGACUGGAUCUGUGACAAACAGUGUCUUUGCUCAGCUCAGAACGUGAUUGAUUAUGGGACUUGUGUAUGCUGUGUGAAAGGCCUCUUCUAUCACUGCUCCAAUGAUGAUGAGGAUAACUGUGCUGACAACCCCUGCUCUUGCAGUCAGUCUCAUUGCUGUACUCGGUGGUCUGCCAUGGGGGUCAUGUCUCUCUUUCUGCCUUGUUUGUGGUGUUACCUUCCAGCCAAGGGUUGCCUUAAGUUGUGCCAGGGGUGUUAUGAUCGAGUUAACAGGCCUGGGUGCCGCUGUAAAAACUCAAAUACAGUUUGCUGCAGGGUUCCCAGUGUCCCACCUAGGAACUUUGAAAAACCAACAUAGCAUCAUUAAUCAGGAAUACAGCAGUAAUAAUAAGAAUUCUCUCUCUACUUCUCUUUUUCUGUCUGUCUUUUUCUCUCUCUCUCUUUUUCUCUGUCUCUUUUAACACAUAUGCAACCAACUAAACAGUUAUAAUCUUGGCACUGUUAGUAAGGGUUGGGAUAUACUUUGCUGUUUGCAGUGAAAUGCUUUUUUUGUGCGUGUGCCAUCUUAACUGAUAGGCUUGUUAGAACACAGCUAAUGGAGCUCAAAAUAUGGGAUACAGAACUUGGUGACCCACAUAUUGCAUAAGCUAAAGCAACACAGACACUCCUAGGCAACUUUAUCAUUUGUGAAUAGUACUUGCAAAGUUUGUAAAUUAGCAAAUGACUCCUUUUUCCAUUGUUUUCUGCCAGAGAUAAUGUGCUAUAUUUUUGUAUAUACAAUAAUAUUUGCAACUGUGAAAAAACAAGUUGUGCCAUAAUGCAUGGCACAGUCACAAAAUAUUAUACUAAUAUGUUGUACAUUCGGAAGAAUGUGAAUCAAUCAGUAUGUUUUUAGAUUGUAUUUUGCCUUACAGAAAACCUUUAUUGCAAGACUCUGAUUUCCCUUUGGACUUCAUGUAUAUUGUACAGUUACAGUAAAAUUCAGCCUUUAUUUUCUAAUUUUUUUCAACAUAUUGUUUAGUGUAAAGAAUAUUUAUUUGAAGUUUUAUUAUUUUAUAAAGAAGAAGAAUAUUUAUUUUAAGAGGCAUCUUACAAAUUUCACCCCUUUUAUGAGGACGUGAUAGUUGCUGCAAGUAAGGGGUUACAGAUGCAUAUGUUCAAUAUAAAAUAGAAAAUAUAUUAACGUUUGAAAUUAAA
Molecule: messenger RNA, 2501 nt
Organism: Sarcophilus harrisii (Tasmanian devil)
Lineage: Eukaryota; Metazoa; Chordata; Mammalia; Dasyuromorphia; Dasyuridae
Gene: SPRY2
Product: sprouty RTK signaling antagonist 2
Exons: 2
Coding region: 712-1662 (316 amino acids)
Biological process (GO): negative regulation of fibroblast growth factor receptor signaling pathway; negative regulation of Ras protein signal transduction; negative regulation of MAP kinase activity
Cellular component (GO): membrane; cytosol
Source: RefSeq, a predicted model, not a curated record